CUAUAAUAUAUUUAUAUAUUUUUUUUAGUAUACAUAGCAAUAGUACAAUUAUUUGUUUGUCUCAUACAUACAACAACACAAUAACAAAGCAUUCUUUUAAUAAAUUAAUUCUUUUUUUUUUUUAAAUUUCAUUUGUAAUAAAUAAUUCAUAUAAACACAAUAAUUAUUUAUAUACAAAUUUUAGCAUAAAAAAAAAAAAACCCUAAAACUUUUUUUAAAAAAGUAAAACCCAAUAACACACGUUAUUAUUAAUUACUGUCCUCACUCUAAUUAAUAAUAAAAUAAACACCUUUUAUGUUCUGGUGCAAAAACAACAAAAAGACCAUCUCUUUUAACACACUCGCCAUUUACAUUUCCGACACCGGUAUUUCCUGACGUCGCUAAUCAACCUUUGAUAUAUACCCAAUAAUAAUAUAAUAAUAAUAAUAUAAAAACAAUUUUUCAUAUAUUUUUUUUUUUGUUUGUUUAGUAUUUUUUUUUUCCCCCAUAUAAAUUUAUCAUUUCUUAAUAAUAUUUUAAACUCAAUUUUUUUCAACUUAACUCAAUUUAUAAAAACAUACACAUAGUAUAAUUUAAAUGCCAAUAAUGUCAACAGAAAUUUUUAAUGAAUCAGAUGCCGGAUUCGUCAUUGAAUCAACUCAAAAUUGUUACGCCGAUGGAUUCGAAGGACCAGAAAAAAAAUUAGAUAUUAGAUUUUGUCCAAUUAACAAGAUUACUGGUAAAAACUCAACAUCAAAAAUUGGAUUACGUGCUAUCAACAAAGAUAGAUGGCAACAGGUUUUAGAUUCAGCAAGAUGUACAAUUAUUAGCCAAACAUCAAAUCAAUUUAUGGACAGUUAUGUUUUAUCAGAAUCCAGUCUUUUCGUUUACCCACGUCGUGCAAUGGUCAAAACUUGUGGUACCACUACCUUAUUACAUUUAAUUGCUAAAAUGGUCGAGGUUGGUAAAGAGUGUGGAUUAGAGGUCGAGAUGGUCGUAUUUUCAAGAAAGAACCUCAAUCAACCAACCAAGCAAAUUUUCCCACAUUGUUCAUUCAAUGACGAAGUAGCCUUUUUAAAUAAAAUCUUCAAAGGUGAAGCUUACGUUAUGGGUGAUGUAAAUAAGGAUCAUUGGAAUUUAUAUAUUGCCGAUUACCGUAAAAACAAAACUGUCCAAAGAACUGAACAAACUUUCGAAGUAAUGAUGCACGAUCUCAACCCAGAGGUCAUGAAGCAAUUCUUCAAACGUGAAGGUGUUUCAGCUUUAGAUACUACCGUAAGCAGCGGCAUCAGCAAUCUUUUACCAGGUUCCAUCAUUGAUGACUUCCAAUUUGACCCAUGUGGUUACUCUAUGAAUGGUCUCUUGGAUCAAUGGUACUGGACUAUUCACAUCACUCCAGAAUCUCAUUGCAGUUAUGUCUCUUUCGAUACCAAUAUUGCUUUACCAGAUUUCAAUCAAUUAUUAAGAAAUGUCUUGAAUGUUUUCAAACCAGGUAGAUUCACAACUGCUAUCUACAGUGAAGAUGGCAGCCCAGUCUCUGAUGCUUAUUCUGCUUUUGAUAUCAAUUCAAUUCCAGAAUUUUCAAUUCAAAAUAAAACUCUUCAUGGUUUCGAUGGUGGUUAUGAUGUUGUUGUUUCAAAUUUCAAAUUAUCAGAUCAAUAUUUAAUUCAACAAAAACAACCAAUUAUCCAAACUGCUGAUCAACAACAAGUUGAUUUAAUUCAAGUUUAAAAAAAAAAAAAUUAUAAAACUAAUUUUUUUUUAAUACCAACCAAACAAACAAACAAACAAACAAACAAAACAAAUAUAAACUCCCUCAAAAUGAAUAAAAUUAUAUUUUUUUUUUAAAAAAAAUUAUUUAAAAUAAUUUUUUUUCAUGUAUACAU
This is a messenger RNA of Dictyostelium purpureum, 1865 nucleotides long. RefSeq lists its product as uncharacterized. The transcript is spliced from 2 exons. Gene Ontology annotation, cellular component: cytosol. Gene Ontology annotation, biological process: spermidine biosynthetic process; spermine biosynthetic process. The record is from RefSeq and is a predicted model, not a curated record. NCBI's taxonomy places the organism in Eukaryota, Evosea, Eumycetozoa, Dictyosteliales, Dictyosteliaceae. Gene Ontology annotation, molecular function: adenosylmethionine decarboxylase activity. Bases 577 to 1710 code for a protein of 377 amino acids.